CGGCACCAUGGUGAUCCUUCGCAGGCACAAUUGCACCGACGCAACUUGUAUUCGAGAACAUCUUCUACGCAUCAAUGAAAAGAAAUGGGGCUUCUUCAUCUACCGCACCUGCUACUAUGAUGAUCCUGGGCGAUGGAAUCGGUUCAUGGAGCAGCUCAAGGGAUUCGCCCGCAUCGGCCUCCUCAACUAUGACCCAGAAGGCGACGGUGCGGCAAUCAUUGAUGACCUGGAAUGGAAUGUCCAAGACGAUCCCGCUAUGGAGGGAUCAGGGCCAGCGCCAGGUACUUGGCGGGCCAUAAAUUAUCGCAAUCCAACAGCAUAUGUCAUUGCCAUGAAUAUGCGGUGGUGGGACCGCCAGGAAGAAGAAGCCAGACGUGGUCCCCAGCCUGACGAUGACGAUGAUGAUGAUGAGGAAGGGGAAGAGUGUUAUCCUUUGAUCAAUGGCUGUCAGAGGUAUAAUGUGGGCUGGACAAAAGUCUCCGUCUCUGAAUUGUACCCGAGAUUGUAUAGCCUUCUCGUGGGUAGCGAUCUUUGGCGUGUUGUCUAUAAACGGCCGCCAAAGAUCUCGACAGGAGGACCAUAA
Messenger RNA from Aspergillus glaucus CBS 516.65, 583 nucleotides. RefSeq lists its product as uncharacterized. Bases 8 to 583 code for a protein of 191 amino acids. The record is from RefSeq and is a predicted model, not a curated record. The transcript has 2 exons. NCBI's taxonomy places the organism in Eukaryota, Fungi, Ascomycota, Eurotiomycetes, Eurotiales, Aspergillaceae.